AUGGAUACUCAGGAGAUUCAGGCAGUGCAUGCUGUGCUGCAUUUAAUCUUCCAUCGCAACAAGAACCAGCACCAGCGGGCAAAAUGGUGGAAGUGGCUGGCCCGACUGAAGCGCACGGCUGUUGAUUUGGGAUCGCGAGACGCCAGUGUCGCCAUUUCGCCUGCAUAUAAACAGUAUCUGUCUACGCAUUUGAUUCCGAAGUGUUACUUGGCAUUCUCAACUGUCAUCGCCGAAAACCAGUUUUCCACACUGGGUAUCGUGCUGUUGGCGACUCUGUCCCGCUUUGCCAAGGCAACUGGGAUAAAACUUGAAGAGGAGACCCGUCAACGACCCCAAGCCAAGAAGAAGACUCAGUCGGCUCCGCCCACUGAGGAUCGCGGAGAACGCGUGAGUCGCGCUGAUAUUGGCGUGACACCAUCAUCGGAGCAAGAACCUCAAAUGCCCCGGAAGAAGUCAGAGAAGCCUACCGCUGAAAAGGCCUCUACCGUCAAAAAGCCGAAGAAGGCUAAGCGAAAGAAGAAUGCCAUCGACGAUUUAUUCAGUGGUUUAUUCUAG
This is a messenger RNA of Penicillium cataractarum, 555 nucleotides long. RefSeq lists its product as uncharacterized. Lineage: Eukaryota; Fungi; Ascomycota; Eurotiomycetes; Eurotiales; Aspergillaceae. Gene Ontology annotation, cellular component: ribonuclease MRP complex. Gene Ontology annotation, biological process: maturation of 5.8S rRNA from tricistronic rRNA transcript (SSU-rRNA, 5.8S rRNA, LSU-rRNA); nuclear-transcribed mRNA catabolic process, RNase MRP-dependent. The record is from RefSeq and is a predicted model, not a curated record. The coding region runs from base 1 to 555 and encodes 184 amino acids. The transcript is spliced from 2 exons. Gene Ontology annotation, molecular function: rRNA primary transcript binding.